Messenger RNA from Pimephales promelas (fathead minnow), 4007 nucleotides. RefSeq names its product mitofusin 2 (gene mfn2). NCBI's taxonomy places the organism in Eukaryota, Metazoa, Chordata, Actinopteri, Cypriniformes, Leuciscidae. Gene Ontology annotation, cellular component: mitochondrial outer membrane. Gene Ontology annotation, biological process: mitochondrial fusion; mitochondrion localization. The record is from RefSeq and is a predicted model, not a curated record. Gene Ontology annotation, molecular function: GTPase activity; GTP binding.
CUUGGUCUGUUGGAGGAGUGGAGGAUUGGAGUCGCGUGCUGCUGUAUUUUCACAUUGAGCUCGUAAUACUCUUCAUUGGAACUAUGACUCGAAUAUCAGUCUGUCUGAUCCUGUGAGAGCCGAACUGAAGACACGGAAGGUGCUGCGGGUGUUUGUUUCGGGAUAUUUCACGUGCUUUAGACACAUUUAACUCGUGCUGAUUUCAGUCUCGUGGAGGAGUGGAUUGGAGUCGUCGCGCGCUGCUGUCAGUGACAUUGGUCUUGUGAAAGUCGUGACUCUGAUAUAAUUCUAUGUUAUGGCUUCCAAAAGGAUCAUUGCAUUUAUCAAGACUGCUAUUUGGCUUUAAAGCGAACAGCGUAGGUGAUCGGUCACUGGAAGAGCAAAUGCUGGGGAGCUGAUACAGCUUAUUUGAUCGUCACUGUUUUAUAUAAACUCGUCUUACACGCACUGUCAGUGAGAUGUCUUUGGUUUUCCCACGACCCAAUACCAGUGUGAUCGGCAAGAAGGACAAGCGACUGAUGGCUGAGGUGAACGCUUCCCCGCUCAAACACUUUGUCACCGCCAAAAAGAAGAUCAACGGCAUCUUUGAACAGCUGGGGGCUUACAUCAAAGAAAGCUCAGCCUUUCUGGAAGAAACUUACAGCAAUGAAGAACUGGAUCCUGUUACCACAGAGGAGCAGGUGGCGGAGGUGCGGGGAUACCUGUCCAAAGUGGCAGGGAUUGGGGAAGUCUUGUCCCGGAGACACAUGAAGGUGGUCUUCUUUGGCAGAACCAGUAACGGGAAGAGCUCCGUCAUUAACGCCAUGCUCUGGGACAAAGUGCUGCCAUCUGGAAUCGGACACACCACCAACUGCUUCUUACGGGUGGAAGGCACCGAUGGCAAUGAGGCUUUCCUGCUCACCGAAGGAUCGGAUGAAAGAAAAAGUGUUAAAACGGUGAACCAGUUGGCCCAUGCAUUACAUCAGGAUGAGGAUUUGGAUGCUGGCAGUCUUGUGUGUGUCAUGUGGCCUAAAGCAAAGUGUGCAUUGCUCCGUGAUGACCUGGUACUUGUGGACAGCCCUGGUAUCGAUGUCACAACCGAGUUGGACAGCUGGAUUGACAAAUUCUGCCUUGAUGCUGAUGUUUUUGUGCUGGUGGCAAAUUCAGAGUCAACUUUAAUGCAAACGGAAAAAUCAUUCUUUCACAAAGUGAACGAGCGUCUGUCCAGUCCCAAUAUCUUCAUCCUGAACAACCGCUGGGACGCCUCAGCCAGCGAGCCUGAGUACAUGGAAGAGGUGAGACGGCAGCACAUGGACCGCUGCUCUAGUUUUUUAGUGGAUGAGCUGCGGGUGGUGGAUCGCGCUCAGGCCAGUGAUCGAAUCUUCUUCGUCUCUGCUAAAGAAGUUCUGCAGGCACGUGUCCAGAAAGCACAGGGAAUGCCUGAAGCAGGUGGUGCUCUAGCUGAAGGUUUUCAAGCGAGAAUGUUUGAGUUUCAGAACUUUGAAAGACGUUUUGAGGAGUGCAUCUCCCAGUCAGCAGUGAAGACUAAGUUUGAGCAGCACACAAUGAGAGCCAAGCAGAUAUCUGAAUCUCUGCGUCUGAUCAUGGACUCUGUGCACAUUGCAGCUCAAGAGCAGAGGAUUCAUUGUUUAGAGAUGAAGGAGGAGAGGGAGGACAGGCUGGAGUUUAUUGAUAAACAGCUGGAUCUGCUCACACUGGACUGCAAGAGCAAAAUCAAAAAGAUUACAGAGGAGGUCGAGAAACAGGUAUCUAAUGCUAUGGCCGAGGAGAUCCGGAGACUGGCUGUACUAGUGGAUGACUACCACAUGGACUUUCAUCCUUCACAAGUGGUGCUCAAAGUAUACAAGAAUGAGCUCCACAGGCACAUAGAGGAUGGUCUUGGCAGGAAUAUGUCAGAGAGAUGCUCCAGUGCGAUAACUGCAGCGUUGCAAACCACACAGACUGAAAUGAUAGAGGGUCUGAAGCCUCUGCUGCCCAUUGGCAUUCGAGAACAGGUGGACAAGAUUGUGCCAAGACAGUGCUUCGCCCUCAGCUAUGACCUCAACUGUGACAAACUCUGCAGUGACUUCCAGGAAGACAUCAGCUUUCACUUCUCCCUGGGGUGGACCAUGCUGGUCAACCGCUUCCUGGGUCCCAAAAACACACGCCGCGCCCUCAUGGGCUACAAUGACCAGGUUCCCAGGCCUCUGGCCAUCACUCCGGUCAGCACCAGUAUGCCUCCUUUCCCUCAAGGAUCCAUGACCCAGGAAGAGCUUAUGGUUUCUAUGGUAACAGGAUUGGCAUCACUCACCUCUCGGACAUCAAUGGGCAUUAUAGUUGUUGGAGGAGUGAUCUGGAAAGCAGUGGGCUGGAGGCUCAUUGCUCUGUCUGUGGGUCUCUAUGGACUGCUGUACGUGUAUGAGAGACUCACAUGGACCACUAGGGCCAAAGAGAGAGCGUUUAAAAGACAGUUUGUGGACUACGCCAGCGAGAAACUACAGCUCAUCGUCAGCUACACGGGGUCCAACUGCAGCCAUCAGGUUCAGCAGGAGCUGGCCAGCACCUUCUCUCAGCUGUGUCAGCAGGUGGACGUUACCAGACAGCAGCUGGAGGAUGAAAUCCGGGAUCUGAACAGCAAGAUCGAACAGCUGGACUCCCUGCAGAGUAAAGCUAAACUGCUCAGGAAUAAAGCUGGCUGGUUGGACAGUGAACUAAACAUGUUUACCCAGCAGUAUCUUCAACAAGGCCGAUAGAGAGAGAGUGUGUAGAGCAGCUCAUCUCCCCACUGCUGCACUUUUAAUAUCUAACACUAAGACAUGCUUUCAGCCAUUUAUUUGAGCAUACCAAAUAUUGGUCAUUUCAUGUUUGUUUGUUAGUUUUUUGCCUUUGAGAGUAGUGACAUGCACCACUUUGAAGAGAGCUCCCUUUUGUUUUUGUACAAACUCUUUCUUUUGUAUUUAAUACAGGGUUAAUUAUUUAUUCUUGACAUGCGGUCGUGUAAAGUGGUUGAUCUCUUAGAUUGUGUUAAAGAUUCCCAUACAGAUUUUCUUGGCAUGCCAUAGCAAGUUGCAAAAAGUGAGAUGUCCAUUUUAAACGGUCUCUCGCAUGCCUUGUAUUUAGUCUGACAGUGUGCUGUAAGGCCAUGAAUUUAACGUGGAAUUCUCCUCUUUGGUCUUUGUCACAACUCUACUAGGUUUGACAUAUGUAACGUUAAGCAAGCGUUCCACUCUGAGUGUUUGAUGGUGUGUGGCGGAUUGUCACCGGGAUGCUGUAAGGAGGCUGAUCUCACUCAGUGAAUUCAGUGAAAAUGAAAACUAUUCAAGUUAUAUUUUUUGUCACCCUGUUCUAAAUGUAUUGAUCUGGCUGACACUUUUGGGAACAUGUUCAAAAAAUGAAGUUUGAAUAUAUGCCCAUUUUCUAGACAACUAUUUUUUUUUAAGUUAAGUAUUUUUUUUGUGAGAAAUGUGACUUAAUGAAAUCAGCAAUAUUUUGGUGCCUCUUCGAUAUGUUCCCCUCAUAACUGCACCGUUUUACUACAAAUCAUUUGUUUGUUCAGAUAAUUUACUAGCAAUAUUGGGAUAAAUGAGUAUUAGUACAACAUGGUAUGUAUGAAUUGGAAAGAAAAACUAGCUUCAUGUAAACCUGGACACCAGUUAGGCUAAGCAUAUAAUUAAAAGUUCGUCAUACAUUUAUUCCACCUGACGUCCAUAUCUGGAAUCUAAUCUGCAAGAUCAGACUGUCAAUGUGUGUGAUCCAUUACUAACAUGUUAGUCGCUCAUAUAUCUAUGGUAACCUGUUUUAUGAUGUGUGCCAAGUGUUAAAGAAUGUGAUCUGGAAAGCUCUUGUGAUGUGCACUUUAUAUUUUGCUGCUUUUUGUCUUUAUUUCCAGCAGGUUUAUUAGAAAGAGAAUGGUACACUGAGCUUAUGUCAACUUUAAUGUAUAGAUGAGCAUGCGGACCGUUGUAAUUUAUUGUCAUUCACUAUUACUGUUAGAGGAAAUAAUAAAGUGACACUGUUGAUAAAAUGAA